Molecule: messenger RNA, 1356 nt
Organism: Ostreobium quekettii
Lineage: Eukaryota; Viridiplantae; Chlorophyta; Ulvophyceae; Bryopsidales; Ostreobiaceae
Source: the annotation of a GenBank genome assembly
AUGCAGCAGGGUGUGGCGCUGCUCUUGAGCUUGGUGUUGCUCACAAGUUCUUCCACCAGAACGUACGACAGCCUGCCAACUUCGUCCCUUCUACACCCUGUGCAGGACAGCAUAGAAGAAGAGCUGUCAACAGAGGAGAUGCUGUCCGCCCCAUCCUUGCUGUCAGAUAUCUUCAACUUCCUAGCUGCUCCUCCCAUCCUGUCACAGGUGUUUCCACGCAAUACUGCCACAGUUGCAGCCAACCAAGCGAUUGACGAAGCGCUUCAGCUGUUGCCAGAUUUUCCUUGCUCCCUCAGCAGUGCCAUUCCAAAGAGUGCGCUGGAAGUUGACAUUCAUUCACUCCCACUCAGUCUUCAGCUGCAGCACCCUACCCUGCAACUGAUCAAGAGCAGGUUGGAGGUGGGAAGCAAACCGGGGCAGAGAAAGGAUGGGUUCAAGCUGGGCCUUGCUGUGGAAGGCGGCGGAAUGAGAGGCGUUUUGACAGGCGGUAUGCUGAUGGGAAUUUACGAGUUGGGCAUGAGGCAUGCUUUUGAUGCGGUGUAUGGAAGCUCGGCAGGGGCCAUCAAUGCCACUUACUUUCUUUCUGGGCAGCCACAUGGCCUUGAUGUGUAUGCCGAUGACAUCUCAAACGAACGUUUCCUGGACUUCAAGCGCAUCAUUGGGCCUGAUCCAGUCAUGAACCUCGACUUUUUGGUGGACUACGUAAUGAACGAAGUAAAACCACUAGAUUUUGGCAAAGUUUUGAAUUCCCCCAUCCCCCUGAAGGUCGUAGCAUCGUCCCUGGACUCCCUGGACUCCUUCAUCCUCCAGAACUUUUCGACACCGCGUGAACUUGCUGAGGCCCUGAAGGCCUCAGCCACGGUUCCCGAGUUUGCUGGUGGCCCAAAACUCAUCUCAGGGCACAGGCUGGUUGAUGCUGCAGUCUUUGAGCCCGUCCCCUACCAGGCAGCCAUCAGGGACGGCUGCACCCACGUGCUGGCACUCUGCAGCAACACACCCACCUGUGGCGCUGAGGGCCCAGUCCAGCAGGUCGUCAAAAAAUUCAUGAACGCAGCUGUUGGACACAUAAUAAACAACCCCCCUUACAUGAAGGAGGCCACUCAUGCCAGGCUGGAGGAGGAGAGGUUGAAUGGAGGACUGACACAGAGCGAGCUCAUGCUGAUGGCCAUGAUCCAGGGGUUGAAAGGGUGGGAGCCGUCUGCCGUUGGGGGACAGGUUUCGUCGAUCCACCCACCAUCUGAAGUGCUAAUGUCUCCAUCUUGCACAGACCCCCCAACACUGAGGGUGGGGGCCGAGGAGGGCAGACGAUCCGUGCGCAGGGUGCUUGAGGCGCUUGUCAGCGACAUGCCAGCCUGA